AUGGGAAACGGUGAGUCAACGAGAAGAAAGGCUGAGAUGCGUGAAAAGAAUGCAAAAGAUGAGGCAGAUGAUAGGCGGCGAAUUGUGGAAGAUGGUGAAAGAAGAAAAAGAGAAAUUGAAUUGCAUCAAAGAACAGUUCUCGCCCAAAAGCAGCAGAACGAGAGAGAAAUUGCCGAAGCAGCUGAGCGCAACCUGGCGGAGGUUGAGAGGAAAAUUGCAGAAGUUGAUGGGCUCAAACAAAAACAGGAAAUGGAACUUUUGGAGUGGCAAGCAACAGUUCAAGCUCGAGGAUCUGAAAUGAAAGCACAGUUGACAGCCGAAGGCGACGCCGUGAUUGCCAAACAGAAAAUAGAGCAUCAGGAGGAAUCGAGAAAGUUGGAGGAAAUGAAGCGAUCUCUGGAUGGACAACGAACGAAGCUGAUGGAAAUGCUCGAAGAGGGAAAUAAACGAAGAACUGACAUGCAAAAAGAACACAACGAGAUCACGACGAAGCAGGCGUUGGAUCAUCAAAACUAUAUUCUGAAUGCAAACGCCGAUCUAAACAAAUUCGUUUUGGAUAAACAGGAAGAGAAGAAAGCAUUGGCAGCAAGUGGCAGAGCUCAGAAGCAAGCUUUGUUAGAUGAAAAACUGGAGGUGCAACAAUUUAAAGCAAUCGGGGGAAAAAUUUUAAUGGACAAAAUAAGCUCUGCAAACUUACAAGAUGACGUGCAAACCAAGUGCCAGGGAAUACGCAUUUACUAUACCGCCUUCAAAAAUGCGUAUAGUGACCAGGAGAUGCCGUUAAAAAAGCUCAUAGCAAACAUGAAACGAAAUAAUCUAAUUACAACUUUCCCUCAGCCAAAAAUUGUUUACAGUACGUUUGACGCGCUAAAGAAAGAAUCUGAUCGAUUUUCCGUGCCUACUGAAUUUAAAAACCUAGAAAAGACCCUUGAGGAACUGAUCACCAAUAUCGAAACCAUUAAUGACUUGUUUGUAGACGUUGAAGGAUGCAUCGAAGAUUAUCAAAAAACCCAGAAAGAAACCCCUCAAAACGAAGAGAAACUCGAAAAAUUGCACAAAGAAGCGACAGAAACUUUUGAAAAAAUGAAGCAAACCAUAGGUGAAUUAAACAAAACCAUCAAAGAGCUCGAUAUUCCAAGAUCAAGAGCAGUAGACGACGAGAUCAACCAGCAAAUGGCAAAACUGUAUGGAGAUUCGCAGAAACAAAUCGCAGGAGGAUCAAGUGAAACUGCAGGUUACUUGCAAUGA
Caenorhabditis remanei is the source of this 1248-nucleotide messenger RNA. RefSeq lists its product as uncharacterized. The record is from RefSeq and is a predicted model, not a curated record. The coding region runs from base 1 to 1248 and encodes 415 amino acids. NCBI's taxonomy places the organism in Eukaryota, Metazoa, Nematoda, Chromadorea, Rhabditida, Rhabditidae. The transcript is spliced from 7 exons.